This is a messenger RNA of Bolinopsis microptera, 2065 nucleotides long. RefSeq lists its product as uncharacterized. The record is from RefSeq and is a predicted model, not a curated record. NCBI's taxonomy places the organism in Eukaryota, Metazoa, Ctenophora, Tentaculata, Lobata, Bolinopsidae. The transcript has 2 exons. Bases 81 to 1478 code for a protein of 465 amino acids.
AGUUGGUGCGUGAUCACAAUUUAUGUUGUUAGCUGUUUGUCGUGCAACGGUUGGUUUGUUGUUAUCAGAAUUUUGUUAUCAUGGUGCUGGGUCCGGAGGUUUUCAUGUACAAACUGCUCUUUAAUAAAGCUUGUAAUGAAUAUACUGAUGACCAGGUCAACGGUUUGAGAAAUAAACUUAGAGGAGAGGACGAGCCGACUAUGGACAUGGUUGAUGAGCUUCUGGAGUAUUUGGACGGAGAGCUUCCCAAAGCGGACCAGAGUGAUGUGGAGAGUGUUUUAGAUAUGGCAGCUCCGGUCCUCGCAGCGCUCCUGGUACCCAUGAAACAGAAAUACGACAGAAUAGUGGAGAUCAAGGAAGAGGUGACUGAAGCCAUCACUGACGUUGUCCCAGUUGAGGAGAUAGUCCAGGAUUACGAGGAAACUCUCGACGAUUUGAAAGACUUUUGCAAGCACAUCUCACAAGAGGUUGAGGUUAAUUGGCAGGACAACUUGGAUGAGCUGCACAGGAAACUUUGGGAAUUAGAUUCCACCAUGGCCAUGUCCGAACUGGAGGAUUUCUCCCUUUCCUCUUUCGACAAUACUGUUCCUGCCUAUCCGGCAAGAUUGAGAAGGCAAAUGUCUGAACUAGAAAGUGAUAACUAUAAGGUAUUGGAGUCCCCUGAUUUGAAUCUGAGGCGCCAGGUGUCUGAAUAUGAUAACUAUAAGGUAUUGGAGUCCCCUGAUUUGAAUCUGAGGCGCCAGGUGUCUGAAUAUGAUAACUGUAAGGUAUUGGAGUCCCCUGAUUUGAGGCUGAGGCGCCAGGUGUCUGAAUAUGAAGAGCUUCCAUUCACUAAUUGUAUUUCGACGAGACCAUUUGUCGCUGAAAUGGCCAGGUUGACUCCAGAGAGGUUCCAGUCUCCAACACAAUCCGCGGGAACCUCACCGACAACAAGCAACGUUGUGGUCAACAUAUUGCCCAGUUUUGAAAUUUCGAACUUAGAAAUAUCACCGGCCUCCAGCAGGUCCAUAAGUCCAAUCCAGGGUCUUCACUCUCAAUACAGUUUUAGCUCAAUGGCUAAUAAUGACAGGGCCCAGUCUCCUGGUGUGUUUUACAGCGCUUGUCACAGUCGCCGACAAAGUAACGGCACUAACGGCAGCGAUCUCAUCUCUAGAUACGUCUCAGCUAAACACCCCCAACUCUAUCACUCGGAACAGUUCAAGGACUUUUCCAGCCGAAGAUCAAGCUUAAACUACAGCCAGACCUUGUACGAUUUAAGCCACUUUGAAGAUAGCCACUCCACCUCCACCACGGACAGCCUCAACCGAAGACAUGUGUCCAGAAAGAAGAGUGCACUAUCGUUUCUCGUAGAAUAUGUUAAAUACAAGAUAGGAUCAGAAAAAACCAGCAAUUUCCCUAAUCCAGUUGAAAUUGAAAACAUACGCGAGGAGGAGGAAGUAAAGAUAAAGAUUACGAGAAGCUCUGUUUCGUCGGAAUAAUAACUCGUGUAGAAAUCAAUUAUAUUUAAACGAUCUUAUUUUAUGAAUCUCCAGUCUCCACUCACUGCAAAAACAAAUACAUCAUGUAUUGUCGACGUUUCGGCUACACGCCAUCGACGAAACGUUGAGAUUACUCUUCGCAUAGCUGCAAGUUGCAAGACACAAUUGUUAAAUUAACUAACACCUAACACAUCCCCUCUGCAGGUGAUUUGUAAAGAGUAAUCUCAACGUUUUGACACGCCAAAACGUCGACAGUACAUGGUGUAUUUUGUUUAACAGUGAGUGGAGACUCUCAUUUCGCCCACAGUUUAAUCUAUCAUGAUCACUCAAUAGAGCGAAAAACCAAACAUGUCCCAUACUUAAUGUUAUAUGUAAGAGAUGCUACAAAUUGUUAAUUUGGUUUUAUUUAUUGUAAAAUAUGUCAAUAUUUUGAUGGUAAUUAGUCAAAUAGUGGUUUGAUUUCAUUCAUAAACAAGGGUUAUGAUUUUAAUUCAAGACCCAUUAACUGAAUAACUUUGAUGGUUAUAUUUGCUGUUAUAUUUCGUUUUAAAAAUUCAACUGCAUUUUUAAAUUUUCAUAAGCGCAUA